Molecule: messenger RNA, 4831 nt
Organism: Bemisia tabaci
Lineage: Eukaryota; Metazoa; Arthropoda; Insecta; Hemiptera; Aleyrodidae
Product: 2-phosphoxylose phosphatase 1
Biological process (GO): dephosphorylation; chondroitin sulfate proteoglycan biosynthetic process; glycosaminoglycan biosynthetic process
Cellular component (GO): Golgi apparatus
Molecular function (GO): phosphatase activity
Source: RefSeq, a predicted model, not a curated record
UACACAGCAGAUUUUCUGAUUUUCAGAUUUUCCGUGCAAGUUUCUAUGUAAUUUCUAUUUGUAUGUACCUAAUCGUGUAUUUUCUCCUGUCAUUGAAGUGAUAACUCGCAGAAUAGAAUUUCUACCCUCGUUUUACUGUUUGCUGUUUGCAGCAUGUGGAUGAUCUUGCUCACAGCACAUGCACAUGAAAAAAUUCAGCAUGAAUAUCGUUUCUUGUAACAAAAAGUUGUCGAAAAUACUAUGAAAUGUACGUUCUAAUGAAAAGAGCGACUCAACAUCGUGCGAUUUACUGUUACGGGAUUCUAAGUCUUUGGAUUUUUUUAAUGAUUGCAGGGACCUACAAGUUUGCAAACUUUGAUAAUGUGAUGUCAACUUGGCUUCGCAAACCCCAAACUCUGCCCGCUGCCCAAGCUCAAAAGAGACUUCGCGAUUUGAAAAGACGAAAUUUGCUGAAAUCAUGCAACUUACUGGAGGACUUAACUCUCGGAAGCGAAGGUGAGUCCGAUGAGAACUAUAAUUUAGAGGGUGUCAUACUCUUAUUACGGCAUGGAGAUCGAGGCCCUCUCUCACAUCUGCGCAACAUCUCCAGCGUUGAUUGUGGCAUCAAGACAGAAGAGUCCAGUAAGGAGUUUGAGCUUUACCGCCAGAUAGUGUCCAAUAUAUCGUACAAGUUGCCUCAAAGUUCAAUGCUCUCCUUCUUUCUGAGCCAUAUCCAAAACUCCCCCCAGUCACCGUUACUUCCCUCAAGUCCAGAGUGUGAACUGGGGCAGCUCACUCCAUCAGGUAUCGUGCAACUGAUGAAACUCGGACAACUGCUCCGCUCACGCUAUGCAAGUCGUCUUGCACUCGCCGAUAAAAAUGUGACCAGUGAAGACAUUGCGGUCUAUAGUACAGCCUACAAGCGAACUAUUCAGAGCGUUUUAGCCUUUUUAACCACAUUUCUAAAUGUAGAUGAUUUUUUCAAAGUAGUCCAUUUGAGAGAGAGCAAAAGUUUGUUGUUCUGUUUUAAUGACUGUGCUUGUCACGCUUCGGAAGUAUAUCAAAAACGUUACCGUGCAGAAGUCUCAAAGUUUUACAAGAACCACCCGAGCGUUAUAAAAUUAGUCCGCAAAUUGUCAAAUAUUGUAUUUGAAGUACCUGACUCAAUGCAAAAUUCAGAUCCAUAUGUGCUGAAAGAUGGCCUGCUUACAUUUCUGUGUCACGAGGCGAAUCUGCCAUCUUACAAUCUACGGAAUGUGCGGAAGGAGCAAGUGACAACAGUUUUCAAUUACAUCAACCAAGAAACAAGGGUUGCGGUUCAGAGUCAGGCAUUGAAAAUGUCUUUCCUCCUCCGCAGCUAUGGAUUUUUAAAAGAUAUUGUCUCUCAGAUGCUGCGAAUCAUCUCUGAAAAGAAACCCAGAAUGAUUAUUUAUUCUGGGCACGACAAGACUAUUAAGUACAUCUCGGCUGCAUUCGGUAUUCUCAAUCAGUUCACAGCUCUUCCACCGUAUGCUUCUAGGUUUAUGAUCGAGGUCUAUAGUUUUGAUGAAAAAACUGAGACAGAUAUUUUCUCAGUCAGGAAGAAAUAUUUUUUCCGACUUCUCUUCAAUGGCCAAGAUUUCACGGAUCAGGUAACGUUUUGCAAGACAAAUUUCCAGAAAGAUGGUGCAAACAAUAGCAAUUUUGUUGUUUGUCCAAUCGAAUCAAUUAUCAGGUACUUGCACGAUGAUUAUUUUAUGAUAUUCAAUGCUACUAAUUACAAAGAUGCCUGUGCCGUACCUACGUGAAAAUAGUUUCCAAGACAAAUAAUACAACUGUGUCUAGCAAGAGCCACAACUUUGUCAAACAUUUUUACAUAUUUUUGGGUGCUAUAUUCAAUUGCAACGUAACUUUUUGUAGUUUUCAUGAUGGACAGAGCGUAGCAAGUGUCAAGAAAAAAUUCAUGGAUAAUUUCUUGAAACGCGAAUCUAAAUUGAUGUCAAAAGAGUUCAAGCCGAUUUUAUUGUCUAAAAUUUUCCCAGAAUAUUCUUCAGAGUUGGCAAAUCUAUGGCCAAAGCACAGAACCGUAUGUCACCAUUGCGAUGUUUCAAAAUUUCCACUCCUCUGUAAUUCUUGCGAAGAGUAUAUAAGCCAAUUUAAUAGCUUGAGAUUUGUACAGAAUAUUCUGCUUACAAAAAAAAAAGUCUAGAAAGUUUUCAAAAAAUACGUUGACUAGAAUUCCAAAGAUGAAGUUAAGUAUGACAGGAAGUCUGCAAUUUUGGAACAGAGAUACGUGGUUUUGCACUUAAGCCAUCUUGUCAAAAAAUAUACCAUAGAAAGAAGUCAGCGAUGACAACAAUCUAGUUACGUGGUUUCUCAGCGCAGGCAUUGGAACCCUUGAAAAAUCGAAGUUCAAAAAUUCUUUGGCUGUCUUGUAAUCACCCAUCUCUUGAUCUUUAAAAAAAAUUGAGUAAUAUAAUCACUGGUCUUGCUAAGCACAGUAGAAGAUAUAAUACCUCUUGGAGAUGUUCUUUCACAAAGGAAAAUAAGUGACAGACGCGGAAUCUUUCAAAGAUAAUCAAGACUUUUAACAAUCAGACACUCAAAUGACCUUUCAAACGUCUCUUUGAAGUCUGCAUUUGAAAAUAUCAAGAUCUGAAAAGCUCAUUUUGCAAGAUUUAUAAUCUUGCUCUCAAAUUAUUUUAGAAAAUUAAGGAAAUGAAGAAUUUCAAAACAGUUUUAGAGCUCCAACAAAAGCAAGAUUCCAUCGUAACUCUUUUGUACAAAUUGGUCUAAGAUGUUGAAAAUGCAGGAUUCUUUUUCUUAAAGUCCGUCAAAUAUAAUUAAAAGAAUACCAAGCACUUGGACUCUGUUUAUCAGUGUUGCAGCGCAACACAAACUCCUGCUGUUUUGAAAUAUAUGUAUGUAUCGGAAACCGGACGUUUUAUACCAGUUGAUUCAAUUUGUGCUUUCUCUUUUUGUUAGAAAAAAAAAAAAUAGUUCUCAAGUGUUUGAGCUUAUUUUAUAGCCCAAGAAAACGUUUCCAAUUCUUCAUUUCAUUUAACGAGACUUGUACAAUUUUUAGUUCUAAGUUUAAGGAUUUGUGGGCUGUGAUAUUAUUACCAAAUGAUACUCGUCAAAUUUUUAUUUUACGAGGGGGACUUUCUAAGUGUAGAAUAAGUUUUAGGAUAGAACUGUGCUCGAAAAUUUUUCAUUUAACUCCAUGAAAUGCAUGCAGACUGCUGCAUAGUUUCCUCAAGCCAGGGAUUUCUUUAUCAAUUACUGAAGUUCUAUGUUUAAAGCGCAGUCAUAUUCAUUGGUUUUUCUUUAUUUUUAUUUUGUCUUUGCGUUUUAGAAACUAAGUAGAAAACGCAAAUUCCUAUCAAAAACCUUUUGAUGACAGAUGUAAAGAGCUUUUAAAAUAUUUUUAACAAUCUUUUUGCAAAUCUUCCCUGAAAUUUGCGUGUCACUUAUUCAAGUGAACUUGUCAUGCUGAAUCGAAAAAUAUUAGACAAACCCUGGUGAAAAUGAUUGUUACAAUUUAGACUCUAAUGUAUUCAUAGUGACGGUCAUUCUCUUGCAUUUUUUGUAAUGUGAGCAUGAAGGAUUUAUUUCGAAUUCGUAUUAGCUUAUGAAGACAUGUACUAGAUCAAUGAUAGUUGACUUUUAGAUGGGUAGAGAACAGCAUCACAUGUUGGGUUUUCACACCUAACAAAAUUGACGACAAAAUGUCCUCCAGGCUUGCAAGCUUAAAUCUCCCACCUCCUAAUUGUGAGUCAUAAUAUUUACGCCGCUCCAUACCAUUAAAUAUCUUAAAGAAGUAAACCCAAUGAAAAUCCCUAAGGGGAACAAAUUAACUUGCUUGAGGUUAACUGGAGUGCAACAUAUCUUACCGAUCAGGUUAAAAAUAUCAGCAAAUUUUGGCUUUUUAGCCAAUUAGAGAACGAGAGCUCCCACGCAUGAACCUGAAGUAUCAUUCUCAAAAGCGGGAUUCCUCUCGGGAAAAUAUUUUCAUUCGAUAUAGUAAUCAACCUUUGUAUUGAAUGCAAAGUUUUUUUCAAGGAGGAAUCCUGCUCUCAUCUCUCUAAAUUAAUAAGCCAUUUCUUGGUUGAGAAUGAUUCUUUAAGUUCAUGUGCAGGAGAUAUCACAGGGCCUAAAAGAGGAAAUUCGCUGAGAUUUUUUACUUAAUCGAUGUCAUACAUAGUACGCUAGUUCAACCACACCAAGAAUCUGACAAUUUACUUUUAACCCCUUGAAAAAUUAAGAUUUUUAGGUUCGUGUUUCCUCAGGUAAGCUCCAGGGUUAUUCAUAAAUCUUGCACCACUGGAGGGGGGUGGCCAUUUGAAAUUUUCGAGUUGCACCCCGCCCCCCUCUCCCUGAGGGGGUCAAAAACUGGAAAGUACCUAAAAAAAUCCCCUCUCAAUAUGAGGAAAAACGUCACAAACGGCAAAUCUAUAUCCUAAUUAGAACUAAAGUUAUGGCCAGUGGUGCGUGACUUUUGAAUAACCCUGUAUUUUCUUAAGAGUUUUCGAGGCCCAUCCUCUUGGAACAUGGGUUCACCCCUAUUGAAAAAAAAAUCACAUUAUGAAGGAAUACCUAUUGCUAAUUAUGACAGCUUUUUUGUAAAAAUUUUGUCAAAUGAUCAAUUUAUCAUUUCAAUGUUAAAUUAGAAUUUUUCCUUUUUAUUUUUGACUGCUCAGUUAGUAGAUAGUUCCUCCUUAUGUAAAUUUUAUCUUAUAGGCUCGCUUGAAUGUGAAAUGAAGACAAAUUAUUUUUAUUUGUGUAAACAAGAAUUGUCUGUUGAUGUAUUUGUAUAUUUUCCCUGUUGCAUCGAUGUUCCUUCUAGUUUAAAUAAAUCUUCUUGGUUUUCAUA